AUGACACCCCAUACCAAGUGUUCGAAGAAGCAGAAGUGGAAUCUUGUCAUUCUUGUCUCUGUUGCGGCCGCCUUCUCGCCCCUGUCGUCCAAUAUCUACUUCCCCGCCCUGGAAACCAUAUCGCAGGAUCUUGGAGUCAGCACCUCUCUGACUUCGCUGACUAUUACUGUUUAUAUGAUUGUCCAGGGUAUUGCUCCUUCGCUGUUCGGCACGCUGUCCGACUCGUGUGGCCGCCGCCUUGCCUUUGCUAUCAGUCUUACGAUUUUUAUACUUGCCAACUUGGCACUCGCCUUUACGAAAGAUUAUGCAAUGCUUAUGGUUCUGCGAGGAAUACAGGCAGCGGGGUCCUCUGCCACUAUCAGUAUCAGUGCAGGUACUAUUGCAGAUGUUGCCUUCCCAGAGGAACGUGGUGGCUUUAUGGGGUUGAAUGCAGGUAUUCGCAUGAUGGGACAAUCAAUCGGACCAGUCGUCGGAGGCCUUCUUAACAGCGCCUGGGGAUUCCGCAGUAUCUUCUGGCUCCUGUUCGUCCUGAGUGUAAUCAUCCUUGUGUGCCUCUUGGUCUUCCUGCCCGAGACCCAAUACAAAAAGAGUGGAAAACGCGAGAUAUCCCUUUCAGACAUCCACAAGCCCCUCGCCCACCUCUUCGAGAAGGACAUUGCCGCCCUGCUCGCCUGGGGCGCCAUUGCCUUCACAGUAUGGAGCAUGGUCGCCGCCUCAGGAACAACCCUCCUCCUCCUAGGCUUCCCCGAGAUGCCCGAAUGGCAAAUCGGCAUCUGCUUCCUCCCCAACGGCAUCGGCUGCAUCGCAGGCUCCAUGACCACAGGAUACCUCCUCGACAAGGACUUCCGGCUCGCCGAAGCCGAAUUCAAAGAACGACGCGGCAUCGCCCUCGACCAGCCCAUCCCCCGUCGCGCCAGAGUCGACUUCCCACUCACCCACACCCGCCUGCGCCGCGUGCCCCUAUUCAGCGUCGUCCUCGCCAUCUCCCUCGGCCUUUAUGGCCCCAGCUUCAUGCUCAAUGACAUCCGCCGCGGAUACGGGCCGAACCUGGUUGCGCCGCUGCUUCUGCAGUUCCUUAUUGGCUUCACCUCUACGGCGAUCUUUAAUAUAAACUCUACCCUGCUGAUCGACUGCUUCCCUGACCAGCCGGCUAGUGCGACGGCGCUGAACAACCUCUGCCGCUGUUUGCUGGGGGCGGCUGGUGUCAGUGCUAUCCAGCCUUUGCUUGAGGCUGUGAGGGCUAUGCGUGCGUUUUUGAUUGUCACUGGGAUUAUGGUAGCCUUUAUGCCGCUGAUUUGGGUGGAGUGGAAGUAUGGCGAGAAGUGGCGCAGGGAGCGCGAGAUGAGAAUGAUGCAGCGCGGGCAGCAGGUGGAACUGCAGUAUGUGUGA
Messenger RNA from Aspergillus versicolor CBS 583.65, 1389 nucleotides. RefSeq lists its product as uncharacterized. NCBI's taxonomy places the organism in Eukaryota, Fungi, Ascomycota, Eurotiomycetes, Eurotiales, Aspergillaceae. Gene Ontology annotation, biological process: transmembrane transport. The record is from RefSeq and is a predicted model, not a curated record. Bases 1 to 1389 code for a protein of 462 amino acids. The transcript has 2 exons. Gene Ontology annotation, molecular function: transmembrane transporter activity.